Coregonus sp. 'balchen' is the source of this 3202-nucleotide messenger RNA. NCBI's taxonomy places the organism in Eukaryota, Metazoa, Chordata, Actinopteri, Salmoniformes, Salmonidae. The record is from the annotation of a GenBank genome assembly.
CUCUCGCCUCCUCCGGAUGAACAACAAUGGGGGAAUGGACCAUACUAGAGAGGCUCCUGGAGGCUGCUGUCCAGCAGCACUCUACUAUGAUAGGAAGGUAAGGGCAAAAUGUAAACUGUAUUUGCAAUAACUACAGAUUUGCCUGUUUUAAUGGCUGUUGUUGGGGAUAGAUGGGUCGCUGUGCCAUGUACUAACUGAGAAGCAGAGACCUGCUCCACUUACAUUACCAAACAAACGAUGGCAAAACAUUUAAAAACACAAAUACAGAUGAAUGCCAAUUAGUAAAUACUUUAGAGUACACAAAAUAUACAACAAUGGCGUACUGACACAAAUGACAACAAAACAUAAUACACAUAGCAUCCCAACCUCCAGCAAAGCGUGAUCCCAGGCAAAGAGCGUUCGCUUUCAGCACUGGACAGCUCCCAAACACACGCCUGUUUAGAGCGCCACUGUACAUAAUUUACAGACUUUAUAUUCAUACAUUGUUUGUUUGUUUGUUUGUUUUUUAGGAUCCUACUAACUGUGGUGGUGAUCUUCCGGAUUCUAAUCGUAGCAAUAGUUGGAGAGACGGUCUAUGAUGACGAGCAAACCAUGUUUGUUUGUAAUACCUUACAACCUGGUUGCAACCAGGCUUGCUACGACAAGGCAUUCCCAAUUUCACACAUUAGAUUUUGGGUUUUCCAGAUCAUAAUGGUUUGCACCCCGAGUCUUUGUUUUAUCACAUACUCGGUGCAUCAGUCAGCGAAACAGAAGGAGCGACGGUACUCCACCGUCUUUCUGUCCCUGGAUAAGGAUCAAGAUUCAAUGAAACGAGAUGACAGCAAAAAUAUUAAAAACACCAUUGUGAAUGGAGUACUUCAGAACACAGAGAACUCCACGAAAGAAGCCGAACCCGACUGUUUGGAAGUCAAAGAGAUCCCCAAUUCAGCCAUGAGAACUACUGGGAAGUCUAAAAAGAGUCGGCAAGAGGGUAUCUCGAGAUUUUACAUAAUUCAAGUGGUUUUCAGAAACGCGCUGGAAAUAGGGUUUUUAGUGGGUCAAUAUUUCUUGUAUGGAUUCAACGUCCCGUCGGUGUACGAAUGUGAUCGAUACCCAUGCAUAAAAGAUGUCGAGUGCUAUGUUUCCAGACCAACAGAGAAGACGGUGUUUCUAGUCUUCAUGUUCGCGGUCAGUGGCUUUUGUGUGUUGCUGAAUCUGGCAGAACUCAAUCAUUUGGGGUGGAAGAAAAUUAAAACGGCCGUGCGAGGAGUGCAGGCGAGGCGGAAGUCCAUUUAUGAAAUCAGAAAUAAGGACUUGCCCCGAAUGAGUGUGCCUAAUUUCGGUCGUACUCAAUCCAGUGACUCUGCUUAUGUGUAGCACAUGGAGAGAGUUACCGAAGGGACAAUGUGCGAUGUGGAAAGAUUGAACCAAGAUAAACCCGGGAUGGACAGCUCCUCACGCCACAUCCGUUUCAUGAUUUACAAGAGUGGGCAGAUUUUUUAUUUGUUUGUCUUUUAAGGACUCCAAUGGCAAGCGUGGAUUCCACGUUUGUUAACUUAUUUAUUACAUUGCACUGAUUCAACUUUGUAGUAACGUUUAUACUCUGUAAAGCGCUAAAUAGAGAUCAUGUCGAUGUGUUCACGCAUUUACUCUUUGUGGGCUGAUCUACUGUACUUGAAGAGUGUAAAUGCAAAUUGCACUAAAAGGUGAACACCGGGGAGCCAAACCUAACCCGAUACGUGCUACUGACAGUGUUUUAAAAACAGUUUCCAACCGAUUUUUGACACCAACCUAUUUAAGCGACACAAUGCACCGCUCAACUAUGUGUUCGAAGGGAAAUCUAUUCUCCAGAUUUAUAUAGGCAUAUGCCUAUCUCCAUAUUUAUAUAGGAAUAUGGAUAAAUAUAUAAAUACAUUUUGGCUAUAGAUUGACCUAGUUGAAAUACAUUAGCAUCAUUCAUGUUUUUUGUUGCCUGUGUUCGCACCACUGACCUUAACGUAUGUAAUCAUUCCAUUGCUAUAUAGCUGACUUGCAAAACAGUAUCUGGUGGAUUUGCUGCAAACGCUAACGUCUGUGACUUCCUUAAUUUAUAAUACACCAAAGCGCCCACUGCUUUCAUUUGCUUUCGUGUAAUCAAGUGCCAUACUUGUACAUAAACAUAUAUAUAUGUAUACAUAUAAAUAUAUAAUAUUAUUCAUCAUGAAAGCUAAUUCCCUGCUUGAAUUAUGCUAAAUGCCGCCCAAUUUUUUGCUUUAACUGUAUUUGUUGUGACUUAAAUGGAAAGGAUAUAUUACAUUUUUCUCUAUCUCUCUUUUUACUUAGAAAAUGACUGGAAAAUAAAUAAAGUGCUAGUCUUUUUUAUAUACUGGAAGAAAACGUUUCUCCACAAUCACAAUUGAUCUCAACUCAAAAUAGCACAAAUUGACCUUUUUAACAAACUAAGGAUGGGCAAUAAGUAUCUGCUCUGGUGCUACAGUUUUUCACAGAAUGGUUUUCAAUGUAACCAAAAUAAACCAGAAAAAAUACCCUUUUCUGUCGACAAUAAAAGUGGGAAUCAUGUACACCAGAAACGUGUGAGGUGCAAUACUUUUAUGUCUGAAAGCUGAACUGGAAUGUUAGAAUGUUAGAUCCUAUAGCUGCCCUGGCUAGACCAUGGCUUGGUUCAGUGAAAAUGACAAUGUUUGCCACACCCAUAAGCCUAUGUUGUUCCAUCCAAUGAGAAAACCCCUAUGAGCGCUUCCUUUGAUGCUAUCAGUAUCUGUUACCAUGUGGGUGUGCUGUAAUGCAUUUAAAUGGGGAUGAUGUGUCCAUGACAAACAUGAAUACUGCAUGUCCCAUUACAGUGUGACCUGGGAAGCCCUAACGUGAAAUGCAUUCUAAUAUCCAUGUACUGUCCCUUCCCAGUCUUAGCUGACCUGACCGUGACUAUUCACAUGGCUGCUAUACUGUUACUGACCUUCUGACCAUGACCAGGAAGCUAUUAGACAGACACACUGCACAGAACAUGGGAUGAUUAAGACCUGAUCUUCGUCGAUAGAGGACUUGGCCUUUUUUGUCCUCCACUCAUCCCUUCUUCACUCAUUUCGAGGAAGAGAGCGGCUCCGGGCCAAAGGGAAGGUCGUGUGAGCCUCAUGAAGGUCACUAAGAAAAAUGGAAAGAGAAAAAAGAUCAAGUACUAACUGUAUGAGAGAGAGAGAGAGGAGAGAGAGAGAGAGAGAGAGAG